Molecule: messenger RNA, 378 nt
Organism: Morchella sextelata
Lineage: Eukaryota; Fungi; Ascomycota; Pezizomycetes; Pezizales; Morchellaceae
Exons: 2
Coding region: 1-378 (125 amino acids)
Source: RefSeq, a predicted model, not a curated record
AUGGGCGUGUUUGCAGCAAUCCAGGGUUUAAACCGGAAACUCAUCUCGGACCUCGAACAGAACUCAGAUCGUCUUACUGAGAUAGCUGAGGAUUUUAUCAAGUACCAUUUCUCGAUUUUAUUCGCCUCGUUUUAUGAGACAAGAAAAACUACCCUUUUUGGUGGGUUUUGGGGAUUUUUGUAUGGGAGUAAAUUGCUGAUGGAUCAACUAUCUUCAACCCUGGGCGUUCUUGGCGAGAAACGUGACCCACUAGAUAGGGAUCACAUGUCGAUCUGUAAAUUCGAGCACCAGGAAGAUAUUGGAUAUAAGACAGUUGUUAAGCGCAUCCAAGAAAUAAUGGGUGCCCACUCAAGCGAAGGUGAAUUGUCCAAUAUAUAG